Messenger RNA from Microtus ochrogaster (prairie vole), 1287 nucleotides. It is a transcript of the gene Hoxb3, whose product is annotated as homeobox B3. Gene Ontology annotation, cellular component: nucleus. The record is from RefSeq and is a predicted model, not a curated record. NCBI's taxonomy places the organism in Eukaryota, Metazoa, Chordata, Mammalia, Rodentia, Cricetidae. Gene Ontology annotation, molecular function: RNA polymerase II cis-regulatory region sequence-specific DNA binding; DNA-binding transcription factor activity, RNA polymerase II-specific. Gene Ontology annotation, biological process: embryonic skeletal system morphogenesis; anterior/posterior pattern specification; regulation of transcription by RNA polymerase II.
AUGCAGAAAGCCACCUACUACGACAACACAGCAGCUGCGCUCUUCGGAGGCUACUCCUCGUACCCUGGCAGCAAUGGUUUCGGCUACGACGGGCCUCCCCAGCCCCCCUUCCAGGCCGCUACGCACCUGGAGGGUGACUACCAGCGCUCAGCGUGUUCCCUGCAGUCCCUGGGCAAUGCCGCCCCACAUGCCAAGAGCAAGGAGCUCAACGGCAGCUGCAUGAGGCCCGGCCUGGCCCCAGAGCCCCUGCCCGCCCCGCCGGGCUCACCCCCACCCAGCUCAGCACCUACCAGUACCACUAGCAACAGCAAUAACGGGGGAGGGCCCCCCAAAAGCGGCCCCCCCAAGUGCGGUCCCGGCUCCAACUCCACCCUCACCAAACAGAUAUUCCCUUGGAUGAAAGAGUCGAGGCAAACGUCCAAGCUGAAAAACAGCUCCCCCGGCACAGCAGAAGGUUGUGGUGGCGGCGGCGGCGGCGGUGGCAGCGGCGGCGGUAGCAGCGGCGGGGGCGGCAGUGGCGGCGGGGGAGGGGACAAGAGCCCCCCGGGGUCAGCGGCGUCCAAGCGGGCGCGGACGGCGUACACAAGCGCGCAGCUGGUUGAGCUGGAGAAAGAGUUCCACUUCAACCGCUAUUUGUGCCGGCCGCGCCGCGUGGAGAUGGCCAAUCUGCUGAAUCUCAGCGAGCGCCAGAUCAAGAUCUGGUUCCAGAACCGCCGCAUGAAAUACAAGAAAGACCAGAAGGCCAAAGGGCUGGCCUCUUCGUCCGGGGGUCCCUCUCCGGCCGGCAGCCCCCCGCAACCCAUGCAGUCCACGGCCGGCUUCAUGAACGCCUUACAUUCUAUGACUCCCAGCUAUGACAGCCCGUCCCCACCAGCCUUCGGUAAAGGCCACCAGAAUGCCUACGCGCUGCCCUCCAACUACCAGCCCCCUCUCAAGGGUUGCGGUGCCCCACAGAAGUACCCCCCGACCCCGGCGCCCGAGUACGAGCCCCACGUCCUCCAAGCCAACGGGGGCGCCUACGGGACGCCCACCAUGCAGGGCAGCCCGGUGUAUGUGGGCGGGGGUGGCUACGCGGAUCCGUUGCCGCCCCCUGCCGGCCCCUCCCUCUAUGGCCUCAAUCACCUUUCCCACCACCCCUCGGGGAACCUGGACUACAACGGGACGCCCCCUAUGGCCCCCAGCCAGCAUCACGGACCCUGUGAUCCUCACCCCACCUACACAGACCUCUCCUCUCACCACGCGCCUCAGGGUAGAAUUCAAGAAGCACCCAAAUUGACACACCUGUGA